AACUUCAUUUAAGCUCACAUACGAAUUUGGCUCGUUUCCAACCACACACUCUCAAUUCACAUCUCCCUUUUCCAAACAUAAUUAUAUCUUCCAACAUGGCGCUAGUUUACGGUGUGGAAAAGAAGACGGUGCCCUCCUACAUGAAGUUCGUGAUGGGCGGAGCCUCUGGAAUGCUGGCCACCUGCAUUGUCCAGCCGCUGGACCUCCUCAAGACCCGAAUGCAGAUAUCCGGAACUCUGGGCACCCGCGAGUACAAGAACUCCUUUGAGGUUCUAUCAAGGGUUUUCAAAAAUGAGGGCAUGCUAUCCCUGUACAAUGGACUGAGUGCCGGACUGUUGAGACAGGCCACGUACACAACGGCUAAGAUGGGUGUGUACCAGAUGGAGUUGGAUUGGUAUCGCAAGAACUUCGGAAGUGAUCCAUCUAUGGUGGCCAGCAUGACCAUGGGCAUUGUGGCAGGAGCUUUUGGAGCCUUGUGUGGAAAUCCCGCGGAGGUGGCCCUGAUCCGGAUGAUGUCCGAUAACCGCCUAAUGCCGGAGGACAGGCGGAACUACAAGAAUGUGGGAGAUGCCUUUGUAAGAAUUGUGAAGAACGAGGGCGUGGUGGGUCUCUGGAGAGGAUGCUUGCCCACAGUGGGUCGUGCCAUGGUGGUGAAUAUGGUGCAGUUGGCCUCGUAUUCACUGAUGAAGGACCAAUUGCGUGGGUAUCUCCAGGAUGGGAUACCUCUGCACCUGACCGCCGCCCUGAUGUCCGGCUUGCUGACCACCAUGACCUCAAUGCCGCUGGACAUGGCCAAAACACGCAUCCAGCAGAUGAGAGUUAUCGAUGGCAAGCCGGAAUACAGUAGCACCAUCGAUGUGCUGAAAAAAGUGCUGAAGAAUGAGGGAGCCUUUGCCAUUUGGAAGGGAUUUACUCCGUAUCUAAUCCGCAUGGGUCCACACACAAUCCUUUCAUUCGUCUUCCUAGAGCAAAUGAACAAGGCCUACAGCAAGCAAGUGCUCGGUGACUCGCCAUCCGAUUCAGCAAAGAAAAUAUAGCAUAUCUCCUCCCAAGCAAAUGGAAAUUGAUCCGAUGUCUGUGUAAAGCGCGCUUGUUCUGUGAAGUAAACAUUCAUAUCUUAUAUAAAACAAA
Drosophila teissieri is the source of this 1131-nucleotide messenger RNA. Its product is annotated as mitochondrial 2-oxoglutarate/malate carrier protein. NCBI's taxonomy places the organism in Eukaryota, Metazoa, Arthropoda, Insecta, Diptera, Drosophilidae. The record is from RefSeq and is a predicted model, not a curated record. Gene Ontology annotation, cellular component: mitochondrial membrane. Gene Ontology annotation, molecular function: thiosulfate transmembrane transporter activity; sulfate transmembrane transporter activity; antiporter activity. The coding region runs from base 96 to 1037 and encodes 313 amino acids. The transcript has a single exon. Gene Ontology annotation, biological process: mitochondrial transport; oxaloacetate transport; malate transmembrane transport.